Hyaena hyaena (striped hyena) is the source of this 380-nucleotide messenger RNA. RefSeq names its product C-C motif chemokine 13-like. Gene Ontology annotation, molecular function: chemokine activity; CCR chemokine receptor binding. Lineage: Eukaryota; Metazoa; Chordata; Mammalia; Carnivora; Hyaenidae. Gene Ontology annotation, biological process: neutrophil chemotaxis; chemokine-mediated signaling pathway; cellular response to tumor necrosis factor. The transcript has 3 exons. The record is from RefSeq and is a predicted model, not a curated record. Bases 1 to 297 code for a protein of 98 amino acids. Gene Ontology annotation, cellular component: extracellular region.
AUGAAGGUCUCUGCAGCGCUUCUGUGCCUGCUGCUCACAGCUGCCACCUUCAGUACCCAGGCGCUCGCCCAGCCCGAUGCAUUCAGUGCGCUGUUCAUUUGCUGUUUCACAUUUAACAAUAAGAAGAUCCCCUUGCCGAAGCUGACGAGCUAUCGAAUCACCAGCAGCCACUGUCCCCAGAGAGCUGUCAUCUUCAGGACAAAACUGGCCAAGGAGAUCUGUGCUGACCUGAAGGAGAAAUGGGUCCAGGAAUAUGUGAAACAGCUGGAUCAAAAAUCUCGUGCCCUGAAGCCUUGAACUCUUCCAGACACACUAAGACCAAGCCAGAGUGUGAAAAGUGACGAUUUAUUCUCCUCCAGUCUGCCCAGCUGUACCCUGGA